This is a messenger RNA of Adineta ricciae, 1527 nucleotides long. The record is from the annotation of a GenBank genome assembly. Lineage: Eukaryota; Metazoa; Rotifera; Eurotatoria; Adinetida; Adinetidae.
AUGCUUCUAAUAAUUAAUGUCACCGUGUAUUGUAUUUGUAGAGGCACGGUGACUAGAUGUGAAAAACAGUCGAUAAAUGAAGAUCCAUACCAACAACGAACAGAGACUAUCCGACAGAAAUUUAAUCAAUCGAAAGUUAUUCAAAAACAAAAAUUCAUGAAGAACAUGACUCAAUUAACAAUUGCUACACUAUGUCAAGCUCUGUCCAAUUUGACACGAAAUCGAUGUGCUCUUGCCGAAAAUUCCAAUACAUGCCGCUGUUUCGGUGAUAUUAUCAAUCCAAUGUCAACAACAGUUGUUGUUAAUUCAAGUUCAAAUAUAAUGUUAAGUGAAACAUGUCUCAUCUUGUUUGUGUUAGCCGUAUGGUUAUCAGCUAUUGGCUUUUGUCUCAAUCAAUAUAAGUCACUUCGCCGUCUGGAAACGCAAGUGCACUAUUGUGUGAGCCGUAAGGAUCCGUUGAACAUAGGUGACAUCAAAAUUGUUGCACGCGAGCAAGAUUCGAUAAUUUACAAGAAGAAACGUUAUUCGACGAUGCCUACUGCACAUAUAAAUCCUGAAGAUUUGAAAUCUAUGCAUUAUGUACAACAAUAUCUACCGAAAUCUUCCAUGAAAACCUUUCCGUCGACGCUUUCAGCGUUGGUCGUCAAUAGAGACGAUCUCACUUCGACAGUUCCUCUUUCGUCGACAACUGGCUUUCAUUCUGCUAUUAAUAUCUCGUUGACAACACACGAUGAAACGUUGGAAGAACAUGCAACAAUAUCAAAUUCGAAUAUUAACUAUGAAUGUAAUCAUCGCAGUUCAAAUACGCCAGAAAUAAUUCAUCAGUCACCAGCCCUCGUAGUUCCGUAUCUGUCGAUUCCGAACAGUUUCCAAACAUCCUGGACGAAUUCUCAACUGUAUGAUGACAGUUGCUCGACUCAACAUCUGUGUGUUCCAACAGCUGGCCUGCGAUCAAAUCGUUUCUCUGCUGGAAAUAUCUCGUUACCUGUCCCACAAAUGACACAACAUAAUCCGCAAAAUCCCGAUGAACAGUUAAUAAAUCCUAAUCUAAUCUCGGCUACCGUACGUCGAAGUCUAUUGGCAUUACAUCGCGAAAGUCAAGAGAAUAUUAUGAUGUACAAGAGAAAAGAGCAGACACAAUCGGAAAACGAUGUUCAUGGUGUGUUAACGCCAUUGAAGACGAAGAUGAAAUCGAAAUUAAAGCAUACGCAUCCUCAACUUCAACAAUCAGCUCGACCGCACGCGAAUACAUUGUCGACUCUACCGAAUCAACUGAAUAAGAACGAGUACGGACAAUUUACCUUCGAAAAUAUCAAUGUACAAAAUGAAUGUAAAGCUUGUCGUCCAUCAAUAGGACGAUCUCCUCUAGAACGAACACAAGUGAUGCGACGAAGUCUGAAAAAUUACCCGAAAUAUUCCACACAGAGUACAAGUGAAAGUGAAACAACUCAAGGAGAAUUGUGUAUUCCAAUCAAUGACGAAAAAUCAACAGAUACGAUCUUGGAAAUAACCGAAAAAUCACCGUAA